UAGUUCCUGUGUAAGUGAAGAAUGGGCGGGGCGCGACGGGAAGGUAGUAGAGCUGCGUGAAGUGCUGUCAGCUGGUGCCAGAGAGUGAGUGGGCAGGCAGUGCUUAGACGAAGCGAAGGGAACUGCUGCGUUUUGGUUUCAUCGUCGCGACAUGAGCCAAGUGAUGGACCUGCGCCACUGAAGACUAGGUGCCUUUAUCUGACAUUAUUUGAAACAAAUUCAAGUAGUGCCAUGACAGUGUGAAAGAAAUCUGCAUGUUUGAUUUUGCAAGCUACCAGCAGUCUGGAACCUAUAUCUCAUUCUUUCCCAGUGUUACACUGUAAAGGGGACAAAAGAAUAAGCAGAAUCAGCUAUGGAAUCUCUUCAUGUUCCAGUUGGAAAUUUAAUAGACCUUGAUUCAGAACCCUUGGUUGUGGUACCAGCCUGUCCCCUCCAGUUGGACUCAGACGAUCUCCUAGAGUUGCAUGAAAACACUGCAGAAAGAGGGGACAGAGAUGAUGAAGAGGAGAGUGAUGCCACAGAAUCUGCAGACAGUGAGAAUGACAUGGUGGGAUCUCCUAGCCGUCAUUGUUGGAACCACUCACAGAGAUCCUCCUCUGAAUCUUUCUCAUCAAAUCAAAGUACAGAGUCUGCCCGUGAUGAGCUGAUGUCUGAACAGCGAGAAUUUGUGAGGAAAUACGUUGAAAAAAUCUUUGAAGGAGGGGAAGACAUGGAGCAGGAAGAAAAGGCCCGCUUUGGGGAGCUGUGCAGUACAGAGAAUGGCAAGGGAAGGGAAUGGUUUGCUCGAUUUGUCAGUGCCCAGCGCUGCAAUUCCAAGUGCGUCUCAGAACACACCUUCUAUCGGCUUGUCCAGUCUUUUGCUGUAGUGCUGUUUGAGUGCCACCAGAUGGAUGAUUUCGGGCCUGCCAAGAGCUUGAUGACUAUGUGCUUCACUUACUGUUAUAUAGGUAGAGCACACGUUCCUCCCACAGAGUCACGAGAGAAACCAGUGAGCACAGGGAGCAUUGAUGCAUAUCUGAAGUCUGCCAAUAGCUGGCUGGCUGAAAAAAAGGACAAUGUGGAGCGCCUCUUGAGGACCACAUCAACCACAACAGAAAACAUGAAGGAAUUCUUUGAGGGGUUGGAGAGCAAACUGAAGGGACCACUUUCUAAAAAAGACCAAAGUGAGAACCACACAAAAGAGAAGGUUUCUGAUAACAUCUCCCUUCAAAGUCCAGAAGAAAAGAAAGGAGAGAAUAUAUACCUUUACACACACCUGAAGCAGCAGCCUAUCUGGCACACCCUACGUUUCUGGAAUGCAGCAUUUUUUGACGCUGUGCACUGUGAGAGAAGGAAGAGAUCUCCCACUACUAGAGAGAAUGCUGGGGAGGAAGAGGAGGAGAGAGAUAAGUGGUCUCAUAUGACCCAAGAAGAGCGGGAUGACAGUCUUCAGUUCAAUGAGAACAUUGCGUUUGGACAAUUGGGCACAUUCACACACAACAUGUUGGCAUUUGGGUUAAGCAAGAAAUUAUGUUAUGACUUUCUGAAGAAGCAAGCAGUGAUUGGAAACCUGGAUGAAGAAAAAUUUAAGCAGCUCACUGACCAUAUUGACCAAAUGGCUGUGGAGUAAUCCUGUAGCAAGCAACCUUCCUGCCUAUUCCAGUAUUGAAACACUAAAAAGGAAGAGUGAACUUGCAAGAAGCAAAGGGCACCUGCCAUUUCAGUGGAAACAGAGUGGACACAACUGUAUAUAUUUUGCAAGAAAUAGUGUAUAAAGUCUCUUGUCUACAUAUGGAAAUCAGAGUAUUUAUUGUAGGUAGCCUGUGUACUCACUGUAUAGUGGGGUGGUAACGACAAUGUGAAACCGUGUUUGUGAGAGAAACAAUUCUUUAUUUUUGUAUAGCCAGAGAAGCUUUUUAAACUUGUUUUCUUGCCAAAUCAGCCUGUGUUGUAUUGCAGCAGCUUCUUACUAAAAGAGGGCUGAUCAUGUAAUAUAUAUUUGUAUUGAUAAUUGUGCUAAUGGAGAAUACAUGUUCUAUUUUUCUGUGCAUAGAUGUUUUAGGCAAUAAGGGGCUCAUCCACAUAUAUGUGUGUCAUGUAAAGAUGGCCCUUUCUCUGAUUUAAGAAAAGAAAUAAAAUAUAUAUUUAGAAAUAAUAUAUGACAAGAUAGAGUAUAUGCAGGGAGGGCAUACAAUUAUAUCAGCAAUAUAUGUCCUGGAAUUAAAGGGAUAGUGCAAGUAGAUUAUUUCUUUUCCCACUUUGUCCAGUCUUCCUGGUGACAAUUUCUGUAGGACAAAUGGAAAGCACCUCUUAUGACGAACAUGCUAAUUACAUUUGAUAUAGACGCGUAUACUGUCUUUGUAGGUAUUAAAAAGUUGACCUAUUAUCUCUGCUCUUCAGUUAGGAUGCUGUGUUAUACUGUUCAUUCUAGGCAGGAUUGUAGCCUUCCACUGCCUUGCAAAAGUAUUCACCCCCUUGGCUUUUUACCUAUUUUGUUACAUUCCAACCUGUUACAGUCAAAUGCCAAUUUUACAUUUUCCAGGGGACUGCAAAAGAAUGAACAUAAAAUCUGUGAAAAUGUAAAUGGGGGUAUGAAAAUGUUUUUUUCCUGUAAAUAUUAUAUAAACCAAUACCCUAAAACCGCAAAAGAAAAGUCACGUCCAGGUAAAACCUUUUUCUAAAUUUAUUUAAGGAAAACAGGGCAAAAUUAUGAUGUCUAAAGUGGGAAUCUAGGAAAUGCUCCCAUUGAAAUGCAUAAGAACAUGAAGGGACUGUAAAAAAAAAAAAAAGCAAAAUUACGUUACUUAAAAUCGGGGUUUGAUUGUAGCUGCUUUCAUCAACUUGUGUUGUUAGCACCAAAUCAUAGCACAGCAAUGUCACUCUGUAUCAUGUAAUGCUUUGGGGGCAUGUUUUAUUCCUGUUGUAGAACAAGAGUAUUACUACUGAAUUAUAUUGUGCAACUUUUUGAAACUGUUCAGUUGUUAUUUUGUACAUCAUACAAUUAGUCAAGCAGUAAGAAUUGGUUUUACAGCAUACCUGUUCUGUUUGAGUUAUCAGUAUUAAUAUUGUGUGUACAUAACAACAUGUUCCCUGUUUCGCAGACUUUACUAGUUUAUCUUUCUGCCAUAACUGUUCAUUGGAAGUUCAGAAAACAAAUCACCCCUUAAAUGUAAAACAUAUCAAUGUUCGAAUUUGAAGUUUUGCCACAAUUUGUAUUUUUUUUUUGCACAAAAACUCACAAAUUUGAAUUAUAUUUUGAAACACUUUAAUGUCUGGUAUGUAUUAAGCCAAAAAACUCGAAAACUUGAGUGUAAAAAAUUCUAGGUAUUCGAGAGUUUUAAGACUAUAAACUAGAUAAAUUUGAGGACUGUAUUCAAACAAGUUUUUUACAUUCUGAUUUUUUUCAUAAAUAAUCAAAAUUGUGUUUAUUUGAAGUAGAAAAAAGCUCACAUAUUCGAAUUUCUGAUAAAUAAGCCCAUAAUAUUGCCGUUACUUACUUUAUCGAGCAAUUUAGUCUUUAUAUUUUUUUGUCUAUACAUUUGUUUUUGUUUUAUAUACAACCUAAUAAGCAAGGCAGCCAUGUUACAAACAUUCUAAAAGGGACAAUUUAGUCCACAAAUUAUCCUUGCCAAACCCAUAUACAACCCAAUCUUCCCAAAGCCCUGACUAUAUUCUAAUAAACUGUACCCUUUUUUGGAAGGCCGCAGUUAGGGACUGUGCUACCUGGGAUCAAUGGGAGGUAUCCUGUUAUUGCUUAGGGCUCUGCCUUGGAUAUUAUAGCAUCGGCAGCAAUCAGUAGCACCUUUUUACUACCACUAGAAGUGCUGUUAUAUAGAGAAUGGAUAUAUAGAAAUGGAUAGUUAUCUUGCAUAUGCAAAGGCAAAUGCAUUGCUCUCAUCAUUACUAUUUAAAUGACUAUAAGGUGAUAAAAAUACAUAUAAAACGUACCAAGCUGAAUUGCUUGCACUGAAAGGAGCAUGCUUUAAUACCCUGCUGUUUUGCAUAUCAUUCAUUGGCUUUAGAGUAAAUCUAGUUGUAUUUGGUUUGCAUAUUAUUCAUUUGAUCUGGAGUAAAAUUCAGUGCAUUCGCAAAAUCUUCCCACCCUUUCUAUCCACCAAUAUCCCCAGGCCCGGAUUUGUGGAAAGGCCACCUAGGCCCGGGCCUAGGGCGGCAGGACUUUAGGGGGGCAGCAUGCUGCCCAAACACACCCACAUUGGUUCAAAAACACAGGGGAUGCGCUGGAUAUACAAUCAUUUUUUAAAUUUCCCAUGCGCCAAUCCCCAUUGCUCCAGUCCAGAUGAUGAAAAUUUGUACGAAUAAAGGGGAGGGGACAGGAGCAACGAACAGCAGUGGGCGUAGGGGCGCCCACUAUGUAAAUCCGGCCCUGAAUAUCCCUCCUACAUGUAAAUUGAAAUUAAGCACUGAAGCCUUUAACUACAGAAGAAAAAUACUGCAGAAUAAAGUUUUGAUUAUUUGUGCCCAUGUAGCCCCAUAGGUCCAAUUACAGUUGAAAUCUGUACCACCUGUAGCUGCCUUUCUGAUAUUAUUCUGAAUCUAUAGGUGGCUGCCAGAACAGGUGUCAGCUUUAAUGUUAACUGAUAAACUAUUUGCCAAUUAACAAUGUUGUUCGCUUGGUGUAUCUGUUUUGCACCUUAUUGUUUACCUUAUAUGGGUGAUAAAUAUAUGCCAAAACAGUGUGAUAGUUUGGUACAGAGUCUGCUGAGUAUUUGUGGACAUUAAUGGCCUCUGUUUUUGCCUAUAUUGUGUUUGCUGCAUUCCCUCUUAAGUAGAAAAAUCCAUAAUAUGAAAGGAGGCAGAAUUAAGAUUCAUGUUUUGUAUUAUGUAUAAUCUGGCACAAGCAACAAUGUGAAAAAAAAUAAUUUUUUGUCCAAA
Messenger RNA from Xenopus laevis (African clawed frog), 4872 nucleotides. Its product is annotated as KIAA0513 S homeolog. The record is from RefSeq and is a predicted model, not a curated record. The transcript is spliced from 13 exons. The coding region runs from base 353 to 1609 and encodes 418 amino acids. NCBI's taxonomy places the organism in Eukaryota, Metazoa, Chordata, Amphibia, Anura, Pipidae.